Molecule: messenger RNA, 5093 nt
Organism: Salpingoeca rosetta
Lineage: Eukaryota; Choanoflagellata; Craspedida; Salpingoecidae
Product: Rab2a protein
Exons: 16
Coding region: 36-4928 (1630 amino acids)
Cellular component (GO): Golgi apparatus; endosome
Molecular function (GO): GTPase activity; protein binding; GTP binding
Source: RefSeq, a predicted model, not a curated record
CGGCAAUUCGGAGGACAACAACAACCAUCAUCAUCAUGGCUUCAAAACAGCAGUGUGACUAUGUCUUCAAAUUCGUCCUUGUUGGUAGAGAUGCUGGCAAAACAAGUUUGAUUAGUCAGCUGACAGAGAGUCAAUUCGACGCUCCCAUUUCCAGCACCCUUGGCGUUAGCUUUAGAACCCAUGAACUCGAACUUCACGGGAAGCGCACACAGCUACAAAUUUGGGACACAAAUGGGCAAGAACGCUUCCGUUCCCUUUCGCAUGCAUACUGUCGAGGAGCACAUGGCAUCCUCCUUGUAUAUGACGUCACUCGGCGGGACACAGUCAACACCAUUCUGGAGUGGAUGAAGGACGUAAGGUCCUAUUCGGAUCCCAAGUGCUGCGUGGCCCUGAUUGGAAACAAGUGCGAUCUCGGAGACCAUCGACAAGUGUCGUUUGAAGACGGCCAGAGGUUCGCGAUGGAGAAGGGCCUCGUGUUUUUCGAAACAAGCGCGAAGACAGGCGAAAAUGUGGAAAAGGCAUUUCAGGAGCUCACAGCCCAGGUGGUGCAUCGGCUCGAAACAGAAGAUCCACCAGGUGGGGCGCUGCACGACGCUUGCCGCCAAGGAAAAUUCGACAUGGCAUCCUCAUUGCUGAAGUGUGGCCAGGACGCCAACAAGCUUAACGACACAGGGAGUCUUCCUCUGCAUAUGGCGAGCGGAAGCGGCGCGUCUGAUGUUGUGCAGCUGUUGCUCAAGCACAGCGCCGAUAUCAAUGCAAAGGACAAGAAGGGAUGGACGGCCCUCCACUACGCCGCGUCCAACAAUCAUGCGAACGCUGUGCGCGUGCUCCUGGAACAUGGCGCUGACACCACCAUCAAGCACCGCUUUCUGUUCGGCAAGACGGCUCUUGACCUCGCUGUCAGCGGUGGGCACAGUGAUGUCAUUAAGCUGCUUCGCAACCCGCAGGCUGUGCAAGCACGACCACCAUCUUCACCACAACCUGCAUCCCUCCAUGAUGCCUGCAAGCACGGUGACACUGCGCGUGUGUCUGCACUCAUUGACAAAGGCAAUGUGGACGUAUCCGAACAGGAUACGCAGGGCGAUACACCGCUGCAUGUUGCCUGCAGGCACAAUCAUGCAGCUGUUGUGCGGCUGUUGCUGAAGAAAGGUGCCAACAUCACCACAAAGAAUAACAAGGGUCAGACACCCUUGGAUGUGGCAAAGGCAAGCGGUCACAAAGCCAUUGCAUCCAUCACAGCGCUCCAACCCACCACUGCCACGACACCAAGCAGCGACAGCAACCAGCAACCGCCUGAAGAUGGAGAUGAGAAGGGAGAUGAAGAGGACCCGACCACAAGUGAAUUGGACGAUGAGACGCAAGCCAGAUUACAGCAGGAGAAGGCAAAGGAAGCGUACGUGGCAAACGUGAGGCGGAUCAUGCAGGAGAUUGCCGAGCGGUGCGACCAGCAGAUGGCGGGGCGGGCAAAGCUGAACUUGGUUGGCCAGGGCCGUGCGGGGAAGACGACAACGCUCCGCUCUCUUCGGGGCUUGGGCUUCAAUAAUGCCGAGCACUCGACCAAAGGCGCUGCAACCCACGACAUGAAUGUCACCGUGGAUUCCAUGGACGUUUACCAAUGGAAGGCUGUGACUGGCUUUCUGUCUGAGGUUGCGCGGAGCCUGCGGGACACAGCGCUGGCGCAGGCGGGCGGCAUGGACGCGGUGAUGCGGAUGAAGAUGGAGGAAGCACAUAGGCUGCGGGAGGAGCGCGUUGCACUGCAGCUCGUCAGCGAGAUGGAAGCAGACGCACCAGUGGCAGACAAAGGGGAUGUGCUUGGCCAUGAAGCUGGUCUUGAUGCAUCCGGUGAGCAGGUGCUGGCGAGCGGCAAUGAACCUGGUGCACAUGUCGUUGAUGAUGACGAUGAUGACGAUGAUGAUGAUUAUGAUGAUGACAGUGACGGUGGUGGAACUGAGACUGCUGAUGCUGCUGAGCCCACAUCAGCGUCAUUGCCAUCGCCACCCGCACUCGCAGCAUCGUCUGCAGUGAUGACUGCCGGUAUGGGAACCGUGCCCAACAUCUCAACUGAGGAGAUUGAGAACGCGAUCAAGGAUCUGAAUCUGGACACGACGUUCGGGGAGGGCAACGCCAGGGUGACGUUCAAAGUAUUUGACCUGGGAGGCCAGUCCACCUUCUACAUCUUCCACCCUUUCUUCCUCACCAAGUACGCGGUGUACCUGCUGGUGUUCUCGAUGGAGGAUCUGCUGCACCAGGACAAGAGCAAGCGGACAGAGACGUGGGAGUUUAUGGAGCACUGGCUGUCCUCCCUUCACCUCCACGCCAAGGGUGCACCCGUCCUCAUCGUCGGCACCUUCGCUGAUGUGGUCAGCCAGCGGAAGCAGCAUGAGAACAUUUCACGCGACAUAUACAGCCGCCUGCGCCACAACCCAGCCUUUCCUGGUGUCAUUCACAACGACAAGCACGGUCUGUGGUUCUGGCCCGUUGACAACACCAAGUCCAUCAAUGACCCCAUGAUCCAGGACCUGCGCCAGACCAUCUCCUCCACAGCACUGGCGCAGGAGUACGUAAGCCAGGAGGUGGCCGUGCCGUACCUCCACCUCUACGACAAGCUCCAUGCCAUCGCCCGCGACGAGAAACGACCGCUGCUCACGUUUGAUGAGGUGGUGGAUAUUGCGCGCACGUGUGGGCUGCGCACGCGUGACGAGACGAGGGCCUGCCUUCAGUUCCUGCACCUGUACUCCAUGGUGCUGUACUAUGACAGCGUGCCAGGCAUGGAUGAUUAUGUGAUCCUGAGUCCGCAGUGGGCGGUGGACACGAUGACGCGCGUCAUCCGCAACUUUGACCUGCACUACGAUGCGCGGGAUGGCGAGGCGAGGGCCGUUGGCGCGCAGCUGUGGGACGACCUCCUUGACCGCGGUAUCCUGCAUCGCCGCCUGCUGGAUGUGCUGUGGAGGGACGUGGACAGCAACUUGAUAAUGCCGUUCCUGCGCCUCAUGAUGCAGUACGGGCUGUGUGUUGAGUACUCCCCACCCAAGCUGGUCGACAGCCGCAGAGCACUCGCCCGCACCAACUCUGGCCACGGUGACAACGCUACAGCCAAGGGCAGCAAGGGCAGCAGUCCCGGGCACCAGCAGUACCUGGUUCCAGCCAUUCUGCCUAUGACGAUCCGCCACAGCAGCAGCACGAUGGCAUCCGUGUCGCUGAGCACGACAGCAGCACAACAGGCCAACCCGUAUCUUGGCCACGAGGAGAAGACAGCCUACGUCACCUUCAGCCUGACGCAGUUCAAGCGAAGUGCGAGCGUGCAAGUUGAAAAUGCACAGCACGCGUCGUUCCUGCCAGAGGGCCUCUUCACCGUUGUGCUGGCUCAUGUGCUGGCGCAUGCGCAGCACGGCGCAUCGCAGGAGCCCAAGCUGAGCCGCACCCACGCCGUCUGCUUCAUGGAGUCGACCAAGCUGGAGUUGCAGCUUGUGCCGGCUGUUGGCGGCAUCAAGAUGAAGAUCACGAGUGCACAGCCACGCGCCAUGCUGCACAUGCUGCACACCAUGAUCAGCGAGGCCGCCAGAGAGCGCUAUCCUGAGCUGAAGAGCAGCCUGCUGCUGCCGUACGACGACAAGACGCUGCUGUUCUUCGAGGAUGUGCUGCACCGACACAAGAACAAGCAGGACAUGUGGGUGGAUGAACAGCUGCUGCCACCCGAUGACCUGAUCACCAAGUACGGCCCUCUUCUGCCCGUUCUCGGCCUGCAGGACAAGUACGACGUCUUCAUCAGCUACAGACAACGCGCCAGCAGCGGGCUGGUGAUGGCGCUGCAUCCGCGCUUGGAGCAGCGCAACCUGAUCGCAUUCCUGGACGCCAACAACCUGGAGACGGGCCUCAACUUCAAGCUGUCGUUCAUGACGGCGAUAGGGCUGAGCCUGGUGGCCUGCCCCAUCGUCUCUGCUGCCACCAUCAUGCAGAUGAGGCAGCUGCAGCACAGCGACUACUGCGACAACGUGCUGCUGGAGUGGAUGACGAUGCUGGCGCUACGCGAGCACCAGCGCGCGCAUGAAGAUGAUGAGGAGCAACAUGCCAAGAUCCGCCUCCAACGCAUUGUGCCCGUGAUUGUGAGCAGCGCGUGGCACAACUUCAACGACAGCAGCAGCAUGAGCAGGGCCGAGAUGAGCGAGUACGACUCUUUCGACCGCCUGAAGCGGUUGGCCAUGACGCUGCCGGAUGCUGUGUGUGAGAAGACAGCAGCAGCGCUGGACCAGUACUUUUCACAGGUGCUGCACCUGCCACCACCACAGCCGCACAAGAGCGUGCGUGAAGCGGUGCUGUCGCUAUUUGACAUUGACGGCAUGACUGGAUUUGGCGAAGAGGCGGCAGAAGGGGAGGUGGCGUGGCGAGGGAGACAGUUGCAGGGAUAUGCAGAGGCGAUCAGGAAGGUGGUUGUUGCUGCGGGGCGGGAUCAUGCACGCAGCGGCGCACCGAGAAAGUCAGGCCAGGCGGAGGGAAGCGACGAAGUUGUGGAAGAAGAAGAAGAAGAAGAAGAAGAAGAAGAAGAAGAAGAAGAAGAAGAAGAAGAAGAAGAAGAAGAAGAAGAAGAAGAAGAAGAAGAAGAAGAAGAAGAAGAAGAAGAAGAAGAAGAAGAAGUACAGCAUCAGCAUCAGCAACAACAGCAACAACAACAGCAAAUAGACGAGGAGCAGCGGCUGUGGCCAUUUGCGGCAGACUUGCUAUCGGAGCUGAGCUCGGCGUCGCUGCUGGAGAGUGUGGGCGGUGCGCUGUGUGACUUUGGGGCGACCACGUGCGGUGAUGUUGUGCUUGGCAUUGAGGAAGGCAUCAUUUCGCGGAAGUCCCUCGAGGCGUGCGGUGUCCGGCCAAUCCCGGCGGUGAAACUGCUCAGGCUCUUCAAGGCCAAGACAUCUUGCUCCUCCUCCUUCGCAUAGCCUUAUGUGUGUGUGCGUGUUUCCUGCAUUGUAAUGUUGUACGUGUAUGCGCAGGCUCAACCCUCUCCGCUUUACUGUUCAAGCCGUCUCCUUUGUGUUCUUUCCCAUGCGGACGGCUAGGCUGUUUACAUUUGAAUUUGAAAGACAUACAAUACUGCAACAAGC